AUGAAAAGUACACGUUCUAAACAUAUGUUAAGUCUACUAUUAAGACCGUUGGAUAAAAUGAAAACUGCAUCUGAUCCUGCGGAAAAAAGUUUAGAACAAUUGGAAUUCUCAGAACAUAACAUGUACAAUCGCGCAGUUAUUACCCAAUCGCCACUACCGCAAGAAGCUGAGAACAUCCAUCAAGAUAUGGCUGAGAUAUGGGAGGACGUGUUCGGUCCACCACAUAUUCCGCCCGACGUUACCUCUGACGAAACUAGCCUAAAGUCACUGCGUGUAGUUGAAAAUUCUACAGACAUCAAAUCAAUUCCAUUAAAGUCUGCAGAUAGCGAAGAACUAACACCUUUGGCAAUUGAAGUACCUUCCAGUUUUGAAAAUUCACCCGAAAUCGGCUUUGGAGACUUGCCUUCGGUUUCAGCACCUAAUGUCCCGACUCCUAUCCCUUCGCCAUUGAACUCACACGCAGAUUGCCAUGAUUCCUUUUGUUCUAUCCAUGAGAAUUGGACUCAGUCGCCUUCAGAUACUAACACAUCUAGUGCACCUAACAAUUCUAGUGAUGAUGAAUGCUCUGCAUCAACCAAGAAAAGAGCAAAGAAACGAGUACGCCUUACAUCUGAAUGGUCGGACGUCAAAAGAAAGUGCCUUAAGAAUAUAGGCGGCGAAGUGGCAGCCCGUGAAUGGACGGACGCAAGAUCGAUAGAGCGGAGUGCGCAGGUCCGCCUCGGCGGCGUACAGCUGGCGGCUUCGCAGCCAUCCGCGACCAACGCGCUUCGACCUGCGUCUCAGUGCCUAACUGUGACGGACUUAAGUGAUCUGCUUUGCAACGGAAAUGUUUUGGACUGA
Parnassius apollo (apollo) is the source of this 840-nucleotide messenger RNA. The record is from the annotation of a GenBank genome assembly. NCBI's taxonomy places the organism in Eukaryota, Metazoa, Arthropoda, Insecta, Lepidoptera, Papilionidae.